AUGGCGAAUCGUAGACCGCAAAGCAACGGUGGGCGUCGCAUGGACUUCCAACGCAAUGAUCGCGGGAAGAACUUCGGGCGCAGCGGAGUGUCACCGUGGCAGGGCAGUGGCCCCGGCGGCGGCAUGCCUAACUUGCUCCCGCUGUCGGGGGGCUCCACGGAGGCCACUCUGGCUCUAGCCAACAAUAUCAUCAAUCUGCUACAACCUCGUCAGAACCCUGUCCCUUCACUCCUCGAUAUGCCCAUCCGACGUGAUUUCGGACCCAACAUGGGUCGGUAUGAUCGUGGUUAUGGACCUACCAGGAUGGGCAAUCAAGGUAAUUUCCGGCGUACGGGAACUUACAAUCGCUCCGGUGAGCGUGUCAACAACAAUCGUAAACCAUAUAGGCCCAAUGAUGGGCAAAGGCAACAAAACAAGAGUUCCCCGAAAAAGGAGGCCGAUUCAAAGGCUAAACCUGUUAAGGAGAGCAAACCAUCCCGCAGUGAAACCGAAGAAAAGAAUGAUGCUGCCCCAACUGAGCAAGAUAAGGAGAAGGGUGAGGACACCAAGAAGGAGGCUCCGAAGACCAGAUACGACGACAUUAACCCUCAGCUGUUGAAAUGUCACAUCUGUAACAAGAGCAUGUGGGAUGGCAGGUCCUUUGAGAACCAUCUGAGUGGACGAGCUCAUGCUAUUAUGAUGACGAAGACGGCGGAGAGCUAUGCGCUCACUGCUGAUACCAUGCGUCAGGAGUUUAAGAUCCGCGAGAUGAAACGCACUCGCAAAGCAGGCCAGCAGCCCGCCCGCGACUUCUACUGCGCAAUGUGUGACAUGUACGCGGCCGACGGAGCCAUCCAUCGCACCACUGUCGGACAUCGCAAGCUCAAGAAGUACCUGCACCCCACCUGCACAUCCUGCCACAAGGAGAUGCCCACCAGGAUCGAGUUGGAUGAGCAUCGCCUUACUGCGGAGCAUCUGAGGAAUAUGCAGGACAAGCAGGAGAUUAUUACCAAGCCUAAGCCUGAGGUGAUGGUGAUCUCGACCUUGAACAUGGAGCAGCUGUACCUGCGCGAGGACAGGCAGCGUCGUCGCCGCAACGACGACAAGAACGGAACCGACAAGGAUGGAGAUGACGCUGAGGCCAAGGAGGGAGAGGGAGAAAAUCAGGAGGAAGCUAAGAAUGAGGGAGAAGGUGAAGCAAAACCCGAGGGUGAUGCAGAAGAGAAGAAGUCCAAACUGGACAAUGAUAAGACUAUCCUGGACUAUAAGGAGGGAGAUGACCUGACUGGAGCUACUCAGGAUAUGUUCCCGGCUUACAGCACUGAACGUGGUGUGGGCGGUUCAUUCCUGUCAGAAUUUCGCUGCGUACAGUGCAGCCUCUGCCGCAAGUUGCUGGAUACUGAUGAGACCGCGCAGGUACAUCUCCGCACCUGGAGACAUCAUCAACUCUUCACCAGGCUCCUGGCUGAGAAGAGCGGCACCCAAGUGCAGGGUAAUGAGACAAACAGUAACAAGAGGUCGUUGGAUGCUGAUGAAAACCCGGAUGCUAAGCGUCGCAAGCUUGAUGAUGAAACCGAGCAGAACGGACACGAUCAUGAUGAUGAGAACAAGGAAGAUGAAGUCCUGGACUCUGCUGCGGAGGACUCCAUCCUGAACAAGGAUGAUGGUGAGGGUGGCGACGCUGGCGAGGACAUGGAGAACUGGGAGCAGACCGUCGAUGAGAUCUUAGAGGAUGAGAAAAAUGACUCGGUACAAGAAGAGCAACCUGCACCAGAGCCACCCAAGCAGGAAGAACCAGUCAAACAGGAGCCAGAGAAGCCCAAGACUCCACCACCAGCACCACCAGUAGUCCAGGCCACCCCCGUCGCCGACAGGCCCCGGGGCUCCCCACGCGGACGCGGCCGUGGCCGGGGAAGGGGCCGUGGACGGUAUUAG
Molecule: messenger RNA, 1914 nt
Organism: Spodoptera littoralis (African cotton leafworm)
Lineage: Eukaryota; Metazoa; Arthropoda; Insecta; Lepidoptera; Noctuidae
Source: the annotation of a GenBank genome assembly